This is a messenger RNA of Ectocarpus siliculosus, 432 nucleotides long. NCBI's taxonomy places the organism in Eukaryota, Phaeophyceae, Ectocarpales, Ectocarpaceae. The record is from the annotation of a GenBank genome assembly.
AUGUUCUCUUUCGCUAGUUCGGAGUCGUCAACCAUCGUCUCCAGCGCCGGCGGAGACUUUCGCGCUUUCAAACCAGGGCCUCUUCUCGUGGCGGGCGAGGCCAACCCCCGACGCCCGAAGUCGACAGACCACGAGCACCGCCAGCUUCUUCGGUUGACUGGCUUCAAGGAGGAGGAUGUUGAGCUGAUGAAAGUUCUCUUCGACAUGUACGACCGAGAUAGGGACGGGAUGCUAACGGUCGAAGAGGCUUGCCUCCUUUGCACACAGUUUAUCCAGUCGGCGGGCUUCGUGAGGGGAAGUCACGUGCCGCCGACGGCUCGCGGAGGACACACCAAGCACUUCUUCCGGAUGGCCAACAGAAGCUCAUCCACUCCGAUGGGUUCGAAACAGGCAAGAUUAUACUCGCUCGAGACCAUCCGGACGGAUGCAUAG